AUGAGAUCCGGAUACGGUCACGGAACAGUCGGUUUCCAUAUCGAGGGAAAAGACGUUUGGGAUGGAGUGUGGGAUAACUACUUCGAGCUCUACCUCCAGAUAAUUCACAACUGCAAUUCGUAUGAUCGUCCCUUCAACACCUACUACUACUAUAUGGGCAAUUUCCGGAUCACGGGAGGAGAGUACACCAGGACCUAUAACAUCAAUAUAACUAACGCUGGAUGGAAAAGUACAAAUGUCGCGAAAAUAAGACGUCUUGGAUACGCCGAGUUCAACAAUGAGUCCUCCGGAUUGGGUGUUCCAAUGAAAUAA
This is a messenger RNA of Caenorhabditis briggsae, 312 nucleotides long. Lineage: Eukaryota; Metazoa; Nematoda; Chromadorea; Rhabditida; Rhabditidae. The record is from RefSeq and is a predicted model, not a curated record. The transcript is spliced from 3 exons. The coding region runs from base 1 to 312 and encodes 103 amino acids.